AUGGUUGUAGUAAUCACCACCAACUUACUUGGCAACAUGGUUGUAGUAAUCACCACCGACUUACCUAGCACCAUGGUUGUAGUAAUCACCACCAACUUACCUGGCACCAUGGUUGUAGUAAUCACCACCGACUUACUUGGCAACAUGGUUGUAGUAAUCACCACCAACUUACCAAGCACCAUGGUUGUAGUAAUCACCACCAACUUACCUGGCAACAUGGUUGUAGUAAUCACAACCAACUUACUUGGCAACAUGGUUGUAGUAAUCACCACCAACUUACCUGGCAUCAUGGUUGUAGUAAUCACCACCAACUUACCUGGCACCAUGGUUGUAGUAAUCACCACCAACUUACCUGGCACCAUGGUUGUAGUAAUCACCACCAACUUACUUGGCAACAUGGUUGUAGUAAUCACCACCAACUUACUUGGCAACAUGGUUGUAGUAAUCACCACCAACUUACUUGGCAACAUGGUUGUAGUAAUCACCACCAACUUACCUGGCAUCAUGGUUGUAGUAAUCACCACCAACUUACCUGGCACCAUGGUUGUAGUAAUCACCACCAACUUACUUGGCAACAUGGUUGUAGUAAUCACCACCAACUUACUUGGCAACAUGGUUGUAGUAAUCACCACCAACUUACUUGGCAACAUGGUUGUAGUAAUCACCACCGACUUACCUGGCACCAUGGUUGUAGUAAUCACCACCGACUUACCUGGCACCAUGGUUGAAGUAAUCACCACCGACUUACCUGGCACCAUGGUUGUAGUAAUCACCACCGACUUACCUAGCACCAUGGUUGUAGUAAUCACCACCGACUUACUUGGCACCAUGGUUGUAGUAAUCACCACCAACUUACUUGGCAACAUGAUUGUAGUAAUCACCACCAACUUACCUGGCACCAUAGUUGUAGUAAUCACCACCAACUUACCUGACACCAUGGUUGUAGUAAUCACCACCAACUUACCUGGCACCGUGGUUUGUCGAGAAGAGCAUUGCAUGUUUCUGCUGUGUCAUUAUAGCUAUCCCGGCAUGCACCUGAACCAGUGUCACUGCAAGUGUAACAAUCCAGUGCUUGCGUGA
This is a messenger RNA of Saccoglossus kowalevskii, 1080 nucleotides long. Its product is annotated as protein SON-like. The record is from RefSeq and is a predicted model, not a curated record. NCBI's taxonomy places the organism in Eukaryota, Metazoa, Hemichordata, Enteropneusta, Harrimaniidae.